UCUCGAGGCGCCGACAGAUUUUCAGAUUGACUGCAUAUGAGCACGAGCCGACCCCCACCCGGAGUCCAGACCUGUUAACGGGAUAUUAAUGUGGAAGAGAGGGGGAAAAAGGCGUUUUUUUGGCGUAAAAACAGGAGAUAACACGAAGAUAGCGGGGAGGAUUCGGGCGACCAAAGGUGGACGCUGAAAUACGGAAAAACAAACAAACUUGUGCAUCAAUGAAGCAGUAGAAACUAAAAGGGCAUAUUUGUGCUGCAAGAGCCCCAUCUGCCAUUCUUCAACUUCGUGAGAAAUGAAUCUUUCCAUGGCAAUGCAGAUGUCACUUACACUCAGUUAAAUGUUAAUACCGCUCGAGCCUAUAUUGCUUGGCUGGCCAAAGAGGAAAAAGAAAAAAGUGGCUUUGGCAGGAACUGGAGGAGAGGCUGGUCACCGAACUUAUCAAAGAUGUCUCUCUGGAUGAUGCUGCCUGUUAGCCUCCCAGUGCUGACCAUCACUGGGAUCUGGGUGGUGUAUGCAAUGGCCCUGUACAACCAGCAUGUCUGCCCUGUGAAUAACUGGUUAUACAACCAGUCAUGUGAAGAGGAACUAUAUUUGCAGAGUGGACCAACUUUGUGCUGCACUCUGGACAAUGUACCUCUCAUCAGUAAAUGUGGAACUUUCCCUCCUGAAAGCUGCUUUUUCAGUCUCAUUUGCAGCACGGGCUCAUUCAUGGUUAUGGUGAUUGUGCUGCUCCGCUAUGCCCACGUUAUUGAGAAGCACCAAAACUGUGUUCUCAACACCGCGAGUCUCUCCACGGGCUGGAUCUGUGCUGCUGGGCUUGUCAUGGUCGGAAACUUUCAGGUGGAUAAUGCCAAAGUUCUCCACUAUGUUGGAGCAGGCAUUGCUUUCCCCACCGGUAUGCUGUUUGUUUGCCUGCAGUCGGCGUUGACAUACCGUUUGGCAAGACUCGGGGAGAGUACAAACGUGGCCCACCUACGACUAACCAUGACCCUAAUGGCUUUUGUAGCCCUGGUGCUCAGUGCCAUAUUUUUUGUUCAGAAGAGCUUUGUUCUCCAGCACGCCUCAGCCAAUCUUUGAAUGGGGUUCUGCAUCAUCGUCAUGCUGUUCUAUGGGACAUUUGCCUUUGAGUUUGCCAACGUGUCAGGAGACACUAUGGUGGUGCUGGCUGGAGGAGGAGCCCGGUUUCCUGCUGGGACGGAUCACAAAGUGGAAGCACUUGGCGGAGCCAUUCCUCACUCACCUGAAAGCAUGUCCAUAUUGUAG
This is a messenger RNA of Thalassophryne amazonica, 1263 nucleotides long. RefSeq lists its product as uncharacterized. Lineage: Eukaryota; Metazoa; Chordata; Actinopteri; Batrachoidiformes; Batrachoididae. The record is from RefSeq and is a predicted model, not a curated record.